GCCGGGGCGGCUGCUGCGGGAAGGCUGGGCAGGGUUAGGAGCGAACUUGGAGGGUCAUGCCGCGGGGUCGUCUCUGCGCCUGCGCCGCUUCGGGAUGCUGAACCUUGCAGCGCUGCUGUGGCGCCGGCUCCUGCGCAAGCGCUGGGUGCUCGCCCUGGUUUUCGGGCUCUCGCUGGUUUACUUCCUUAGCAGCACCUUCAAGCAGGAAGAGAAGGCGGUAAGAGAUCGGAACCUUCUCCAGGUUCAAGACCGCGAGCAGCCCAUUCCGUGGAAGGUCCAGUUUAACCUGGGCAACAGCAGCCGCCCCAGCAACCAGUGCCGAAACUCUGUUCAAGGGAAGCAUCUCAUCACGGACGAGCUAGGCUAUGUCUGCGAGAGGAAGAACCUGCUGGCGAACGGCUGCUGCGAUAUCAAGGUCCCCAGCACGAAGCAGUACUGCUGUGAAGGGUGUUUGGUCAAUGGUUGCUGUGAAGCCUAUGAGUACUGUGUCUCCUGCUGUCUGCAGCCCAGCAAGCAACCUCUGCUGGAACGCUUCCUCAACCGGGCAGCCGUGGCCUUCCAGAACCUCUUCAUGGCGGUUGAAGACCACUUCGAGCUGUGUUUGGCGAAGUGCAGGACUUCCUCGCAGAGCGUGCAGCAUGAGAACACAUACCGUGACCCCGUAGCCAAGUACUGCUACGGAGAGAGCCCACCGGUACUCUUCCCCGCGUGAGGCCCGAUGGAGAGACACACACAGAACCGGUCUGGUCCACGUGAGACAAUGAAGGAGAAAGCCACGCGAGGACCCUUGGCUUUGAGCAUGUCCUGUGGCACCCAGUGUCUCUGACUCCCUCACCGCCAGCUAGAGCAGACAGAGCUGUUCUAUAGAGCAGGCCGGAUGAGGCCCCGGCACCUUGCCCGGCCGUGGGACGGCUGCGGGGCCACGUGCUUGAUCCCCUGUUGUAGUUACUUAAUGACCUCAGAGUGCUGGAAGACGCACUGUUUUGUGCAGGACACCCUUGCCGGUGCAGUUGGACACACUCAAGGAGGUGACUGCUGUACUUGGUUCCUUACCGUCACAAGUGACGUCGUUGCUGCACCAGACCCAAGUGUGUCUCCAGGAGUGUGGGUGUACGGAAACACCUGACCAGCAGGCCUUGUAUUUAUAUCCCAACAUCUAGGGGUGUGUAGAGCCUCAGAGAGGUGCUGGUACCCACUGAUUCUGUGUAGAGCUGCCCUGGUGUGCUCAUAUCCCUGAAAUGGUCGGAGGCCUGAAUCCCCCAUGACUCUCCCGGUGGAAUUUGCUGCCACUGUGCCCCUGUGGAAACCCCUCAGCCUUGGGGCAGGGGAGCCUUUCCCUUGUCUGUCAUAGAAGCCGGUGGGGACCUGGUGAAUGCGGUUUGUGGCACUCUUUCAUUCUUACCGCUCACCGCUCCUGGCUGUGUGCCAAAGGAGAGCUUGUUAAGCUCCUACUGCAGCCAAAAGUUUAACAUCCGCUCUCAGUGGGAGAUGUAUGUGGUGGCCACGCCAGAGAGCAUUCCAAAGGCAGGCCGGUGUCCAGUGCUUGCAGGGGUGGGCAGUUGUCACCGGUAACGGAAACUUGGGUUUCAAGCACCAGGGCAAGACUCCUCCUUCUCAACUCUCCUGUCUUUUUCUCCAGUCUCCUAUAACACACACGGCUCUCGGAGACCGUUCACUGACCCUUACAGAGGCCAUGGCAUUUGUGGUUUGGGUUCAGGUUGCCCUGGUGUCAGGCAUGAGUCUCCAGAUUUUCUCCCAGCAGCUUCAUAAAGCCGUGUCUCCCAACUGUGUUUGCCUUCUGCAUGGAAUUUCCUUCAGCUGCCUCCUGCUUCCUCUUCCUGCUCACCUGUGUGGAAGGAAGGACAGGCUGAUGGGCAUUGUUCUCGCUUGGUGUCGCCAUGCUGGGAUCAGAUCCAGGACUUUGUGUGUGACUGGCAAACUUUCUGCUUACUGAGCCCUGGUCCUGGCCAGGGAAUCGAUUUUUAGUGUUAGAUCCCAGUGAUUCUGUUCCGUUUGCUCUGGACUUCUUAGUGUGUGGAUUCAAAGUUCAUGAAAGAACUGGGUGCACCUGCACAUUCUGGUGCUUUCUGGAAUGUUCUGGCAUGUUCUGACGUGUUCUGGCUUGCUUGCUCAUUCUUUCUGAUAACUGGGAGAUAUAUAAUUUAUUUUUAAGACAGGGUCUCUCGUAGCCCAGGCUGGUAUCCAACUCCAUGCUUGACACCAGCCAUAAACUCCUGAUUGCCCUCUGUACCUGCCAACUGCUGGGGUUAUAGGUGCCUGCCAGCUGCCUGGCUCAUCAGGCUUGUAAUGCCAGUCUACCCUUGGUCAGCGUUGAAGUUGGUCAGUCUCUCCCUUGGAAGAGUGCCGACACGGGUAUAAUGUAAACAUCAUGCCCGUUGCCAGUUCUCUCUGACCUGUACAGUCCUCGAGUUUAUAGUCCCUGAACAGUUGAGAUCAAGAAUCCAGUUGGCUUGUGUUUCACUCGGGAGAUGAGGAAGUAGCUUCCCCUCCCAAAUCCCUGCCAAGACAGAAUAAUCAAAACCCACAGAAGAACUUCACCUCGAAUCCCGCCCACAUAUCCUGCGGUGUACCUCCGCAUCAUCUCCCCUGAGAACGGACGGCUUCAGUUAUCCCAGACAGGAGAAAGCGGCAUUUGCAUCCACGCCAAGUAGUAAUGCAGAGGUCACUUCUGAUUGACUGUGGAAUGUGGAUUUUGUGUUUUAAUCACGCUGGAAAACACACACACACACGACUGGGGAAGUCUGGGGAGGGGGCAGGGUGAGAAGAGCCGCAGGUAGGAGUGGUAUAGAGGAAGCCCGGAGGCCAGUGUUCAUGUCGGUAUGCUAAUAGGCACCAGAGUUAGGUAUUUGUCCUCAGUUUUUUUUUUUUUUUGGACCUGAUACUAAUGAUAAAAUAAUUACCUAAAAAUCACACAGCCUAGAGAUAACCACCAGCUAUUUUCGACUUCUCUGUGACUUUCCAGGCAGAACAAACAAAAAUCCCAGGGCAUUCUUCACCCGUGGAAACACUGCCUGUGAGUCUGUUGUCUGCAGGCCCGUGUGAUACCCAUGGAGGACAUCUGGUGCCUUCCAUGGGGGUGGCCUGCUCUUACUGAGCACCAUUGUUAAUUCAGCUCCUGCGGCCACUUCUCCACAGGGGUUGGAGGUGUCUGUCUGUCCAUCCCUCAGUCCGUUUCAUGAGCUGUUUUCAGUGUUCCAAUUUGUAUCUAUUAUUAUUAUUAUUAUUAUUUUUAAGAUCAUGAGCCUAUGUGUACCAGCUCAUACUAAAUAAUGAGUUCUGGUUUGCAAAGAGGAUAUUUUUUUUUUUAAACUUAAGAUGUUUACGGGGCAGGUGAAUUAGCCCAGUGGUUGAGCACUGGCUGCUCUUCUCAUGGACCUGGGUUCAGUUCCCAGCGCCCACACAGGGGACUCACAGCUGAUGGGAUGGGAUGACCUCUUCUGACUGUCACAGGUAUCCUAAUGUGUGGCAUACAUUCACACAGACACUACAGACACACAAAAGUAAUGUAAUAAAGAUAAAAUCUGUAAAAAGCUAAAUCACAUUUAAUUAUUGGGGGUACACACGUGCCGUGGUUUAGGUCGGAGGAAAAGUGUUGCAAGUUGGUACGUUUUUCCACCAUGUGGGUUCGGGCAUGGAGCUCAUGGUGUCGGUCUUGGUGGCCAUGCCUUGGCCCACGGAGCCGUCUUGCUGGUCCUGCCUGAGUCUGUGUCCGUAAGUUAAAUGAUAAAAUACACAAGUGCUAUUGAUUGUGUUUAUUAAGUCGCAGUGAGCGGAGCCCCACAUGGUUUGAUUGACCAUUUAUUUUGUCUUUCUUCCCAUUGGUUACUACAGAACAUUUUGAAAUGAACUGAAACCCUAAGUAAUUCUCCCUCUCCCCAUCGUCUUCUUUUCCUCCUUUCCCCUCUCUUUUUCCUUUGAGACCUGGUACCUCUGUCCCAUGCUAGCCUCACACUCUCCAUCCUCCACCCUUAGCCCCUGGUAUUUAAACCUCAGCUGAGCUUCUCGUUUAACUUGCCCUUCGGCGACACUUUCAAGCAAUUAGCUCACGUUCACAAACCCAUCUUUCUAAUAGAUCUCGGGCCGUGGGUUUGUAACAGGGGGGCAGCCCUUCCCCCACUCCUGACCCUCGGGAGACAUUUGACGAAAGUGUCUAGUCUCCUUAUAGCUGGAAUGGGGACGGUACCACUUGUCCCUAGUGUGUGUGUGUGUGGGGGGGGCUCAGUGAUGCUACUCCCUGGCCCACAGCGCCUCAGACGGUCACACACACCAUGUAGGCUGGCAGUGCUGAGCUAACUGAGCCCAGCUCUGGGUCACAGCUGCACCCAAGGCACUUCCCUACCCUGGAGUUCUACCGUGCUGAGUGCUGAUUAAAUUACCUGUGUUCCCCACAGGACAUGCUCACGUGACAUUGCAUUCCUGCCUGGAGGCACAGUGUGGUUACCCUGCACUGUGUCCUUAGCGAGCUCACUCUCCACACUUGUCUGCAGAAUGAACUGAAGGUUUGUGACCUGUUGGUAGAAUGGGGCAGGGGGUAGGACUGGGACUGUCCCUGCAGCUCUGGCUGCCAGCAUCACUGGUUUCUCUCAGUCUGCAGAUCCCUCAUUCAGAUGUGAAGGUGGUUUGGUCUGCCACUGCUGUGAGCAGGGUGGUUAGAGCUGUGCCACCAACUCUGGACUCUCAGCUGAGCCUCAGCAGCCCUCCAAAGAGGUCCAACCUAGGGUUGUUCCCAUUGAGAGUCCAGAACUAAGAAACAAAGACACAGCCUUAAAUACUGCAAAGAAACAGAUCCAGCAGGCUGUGGUGAUAGCAUUGGGGCCGUAAUCCCAACACUGGGGAGGCUGAGGCAGGAGGAUUAUUCCUUAGAGCUCAGCCUGGGCUUUACAAGAUGAGACCCUGACACCAAGUAUAUAAUCAACCACAGAAUUGAGCUGCCAGUGAAAAUGCUGCCAGGACAAGCAGUGUCCAGAUGUCUCCAUGUGCCUGUCAGCUGUAUUUCUCAGGACCCUGCAUCCCGUGGGGGCGAGGGGGAUCAAACAGCAGCACUAGAACUCGGUGGUUUUGUGUGGUGUGGAAUGUAAGCCUAGAGUCAGAAAACACUCAGAUAACCUGCAGGCAGGCACGUGUGGUGUGGGCUAACUGGGAAAGAAAUCCAUGUCACGGACAAUGAGUUCUAGACCACUGACCAUGCCUGUUCCAAGAUGUGUGUGUGUCUGUGUGUGCGUGUGCAUGCGCGUACAUGAGCAUCACACGAAUGUGUUUGUCCUGUCCUGUGUGGACAGAUCUAUUGAGUUGUAGGUGUUGAGCCAGGUAUGGUGGCACAUGGUUUAAUUGCCGGUACUCAGGAGGCUGGGGAAGGAGAAAUCCAAGUUCAAGGAUAACCUGAGCUUCAUAGUGAUGCUUGUCUGAAACACACACAAAAUUGUUUUUAAAGUUUAAUAAAAUACUUCCUUAAUCAGA
Molecule: messenger RNA, 5478 nt
Organism: Myodes glareolus (Bank vole)
Lineage: Eukaryota; Metazoa; Chordata; Mammalia; Rodentia; Cricetidae
Gene: Spring1
Product: SREBF pathway regulator in golgi 1
Biological process (GO): positive regulation of SREBP signaling pathway
Source: RefSeq, a predicted model, not a curated record